Messenger RNA from Talaromyces proteolyticus, 925 nucleotides. RefSeq lists its product as uncharacterized. Lineage: Eukaryota; Fungi; Ascomycota; Eurotiomycetes; Eurotiales; Trichocomaceae. The record is from RefSeq and is a predicted model, not a curated record. Bases 158 to 637 code for a protein of 159 amino acids. The transcript has 2 exons.
CAGUGAGGUAUGCGGAGAUUCAGAAAAUGUGCGACGUCGCGGUAACCCUAACCCACCGGAGACUUGUGAGGAAUCGAGUAGUGGUCGUUGCUCUGACGCAGAGAAGAGCAGCCAAAACAGCGCUAUAUCUAGGGUUCCGAACUUUCAUAACAACGACAUGGCUAGUGCCCGUCAGUUUUACUAUAUACCGCAUAUUAACAUAUUUCUGAGAGUCACAGCUUGUCUACUCUGUGUCCUUCUGCAGAUAGUCACGAUCAUCCUGACGCCCUCUCUCUUAUCCUGGACCUAUUUUCCAGGUCGCCCCCUUCCAAGCACAGUGUAUUGUGCGCAUACUCUAUGGAAUUCAUAUCCACUUCACCCCUCUUUUCCAGGCCGCCCCUUCCAACCCCAGCUACGCCGGCAUAUCACCACCAUGACCGCAAUAGGAGACGAUGAGUACCCGGCCUUUCUGGUCGAGGUACCCAUCGGAACCAUAGGGAUCAGUCAGGACGGUUGGGGAGCUUAUUUUGACCGCUACCACAUGACUAUAAUGGGCCAGCCGUCGACACUCAGGACCAGGAUGUAUUUGACAUCACCGACUCAGAAAAAGGCUGAAGACUCAUCGAUUUUCGGAUCAGCCGUUUUAUGGGCGCAUUAACUGACUAUCAAGCUACCGCGACCGGUCCUCGGUAAAGAAAGUAUCAUGUCAAGAGACAACCAUUAUAUAAUUAUGUCGACAAAGUUACCUAGAGUGAUCUAAUCGACCUACCCCUCAACAUUGACGGAUACCAGAAAUGCACAGUCAAUGUUAGCGCUAAGAUGAUGGGUCACCCCAAAGCCAACGAUGUCCUGCGUGUGGGGUUGAUUCAAGCUGUCUGGCACCUCCUGAACCCCACCGACACUCGGGACUCUGUCGAUGCCUUGGAGUUUGUUAGAAUGUUGAAAA